UUGGUUUGCCCUUUCAAUCAUCAAAAGGAAAUUAGUAUCCAUUAUAGCCUUCCUGUCAAUUUAAUUUUCUCACUAUAUAAUUUUCCUUGAAAGCUUCUCAUAGUGUUAGGAAAGUUGCAUCCAUUAUUCAUCAUGGUGGGGCUACCUAACCCUGCAGGGGAAUCAAGCAGGAAGAUAAAGGAAUGGCAUCACAGAGGGAGGAAUGGGAAACCAGCAAGAUAAAAACAAACCAUGCACUUUUCCUCUUUUCUCUCCUUUUGAGACUCAAAUUGAACUGUGUUGCUUAUUCUGUUUUUGCUGCAUCAGAGAUUCUCUCCAUCCACCCCCUUUCAAGUAGAAGAAAGAAGAAAAAAUAAAAAAAAAACAAAACGAGAAAAGUUAGUAUGAAAUGGGGGAUGAGAGAAAGGAAGAGCCGCAGCUCAUGCCAUAUAUUCCCUCAGCAAUACAACCCCACCUAUUCUUCCAGAUAUGGAGUGAGAUCAUAGGACAGCCCAACAACUCCAAAAUUAUAAAGAGAACUACAGCUGCUGCAUAUUGAAAGCAUAACUCCUAAAAAGGGAUCAAAACCCACACAUGAGUUUCAUUUCUCUGCCCCCUCUGCCUGUCUCUCUUACACAACACAAAAAACAUGGGUCUGCAAAAUAUGCAAAAUCAAAACAUGAAUUUGAUUAUGUCAACUGAUGCAAAGCCUAGGCUAAAAUGGACUCCUGAACUUCAUCAAAGAUUUGUUGAAGCUGUCAAUCAACUUGGAGGGGCAGACAAAGCAACACCAAAGAGUCUGAUGAGGGUGAUGGGAAUUGCAGGACUCACUUUGUAUCAUCUUAAAAGCCAUUUACAGAAAUACAGGCUGGGGAAAAGCCAACAGACAGAAAUCUGCCUUGGCAAUAAACAAGAUGAUUACACAGAGAGACAAAGCAGUAAUGGGAAUUUCAGUAGAGAGAUAAGUGACGGAACUCACAAACAGAUGAAUGAAAGCUUGCAGAUAGCUCAGGCUCUCCAAAUGCAGAUGAAAGUACAGAGAAAACUUCAUGAACAGAUUGAAGUCCAGAGACAUUUACAGCUAAGAAUUGAAGCUCAAGGGAAGUACCUACAAUCAGUAUUAAAGAAAGCACAAGAAACACUGGCUGCAGCUGGGUAUAGCUCCUCUUCACUCGGUGUAGCUGAACUCUCUCAACUAGUCUCAAUUGUUAACACUGGCUGCACAAGUUCUUCAUUUUCAGAAUUGACAGAAGGAGGAGGUUCAAGCUUAAAACAAAUAGAAAGAAAGACAAUGAGAGGUGCUAUAUGUUCCAUGGAGAGCUCAUUGACAUCUUCUGAGAGCUCUAGGCAAAAGGACAAGGAACCACCAAAAGAUGAGAAUAUUUGUACCCGGAAGUCUAAUACUUCAGUUGAACUUUCCUUAACGGACAUUCACCCAGAAAAGAAGCUCUGGAUUAGUGGUUCAAGCAAUCAAGCUAAUGGAAAGAAAAGAAAUGGGAGUAACAUUUCUGAAGGUACAAGUGUUGAGCAACCACUAGCUAAAAGAUUAGAGCCCCCUGAGGAGGAGACUGGUAGUCGAUUGAGAAAGUCUGGAUUGUUGGGUUCAUUUGAUCUCAACAGCCAAUGCCAUAGUGACAUCGAAUCAGUUCCAAAAGCAAUAGACUUGAACUGCAGGGAAUAGAUCAGCUCAGUGGGCAUGGUUUGGAACUUUUAUGCUGCGUGGUUUUUAGUAAUAUAUGUAAGCAGCGAACCUGAUUAUUUAGAACCAAUCUUUUGUUCAUAAACUAUGUAUAUUGUUAUAUGUAUUGAUAUCAGAAGAAGGUAUAAUGUAUAUUUUGCAAAGACAACUCUUCCUUUAUUCUCUCUCUCUAAAACUUUGAAAAUGAAUGAUGCCAAUAAAAAAAUUGUCCACUAGUCCUUAAGCCAGAGUUGAGAAAUGGAAGCAUAAAAAGUUAUACUUUCAAGAAACUAUUCGCCAUGACAGGCUUCUCAAAGCAUUUAUCUUCUUGCUUAUUGACUUGUCAUUGUGUUUUCACUUAAAGCCUCAAAAUAUGCCACCGCCCAAAGGGGUGUAUCUUUUAUUACUAACCUCUUCUUUGCACGACAACUUCCUUAUUUGACCUUGGAUGUUGCAGGCGGAGGCACCCCUGGCUGCCUCGUCAGCAACCGUGUCUGCGAAAUUCUC
Molecule: messenger RNA, 2164 nt
Organism: Durio zibethinus
Lineage: Eukaryota; Viridiplantae; Streptophyta; Magnoliopsida; Malvales; Malvaceae
Product: myb family transcription factor PHL8-like
Molecular function (GO): DNA-binding transcription factor activity; DNA binding
Source: RefSeq, a predicted model, not a curated record